Molecule: messenger RNA, 2487 nt
Organism: Hyaloscypha bicolor E
Lineage: Eukaryota; Fungi; Ascomycota; Leotiomycetes; Helotiales; Hyaloscyphaceae
Exons: 6
Coding region: 1-2487 (828 amino acids)
Source: RefSeq, a predicted model, not a curated record
AUGGAGGGGAUGCGAGGCAACAUGAUGCUGGAACAACUGUAUAACGAGCAGAGUCGCAGGUUGUGGUAUACUUGGGGUCCAAGUCAAGGUGUUGUUCUGAAGCAGGGUAGAGGGAAAUACGUUGCUUGCCCGCCGCAAUUGCAGGCGGAGUCGGGCGGUCUAUUUGACCAAAUCGUCAUGAUGAACGCCCGAUGUGCUAUGACGAUCAAUACACAUACCACUCAAUUGUUUCUAUCGGUUCAGCAACACGACCAAGCCUCCAUGCGAAACGGCUUGGCUAUACAGAUUCUGCCAAGCGUACAAUACCUCCCGCGAUGCUUCAAACACCAGUUCGCGGCCUUCAUAAAGGACCAGGGAUGCCUAGUUGUGUGGGACGAUGAACCGGAACACCUUGUCAGUCGAGCAGUUGAGCUGGAGUCAUCAAUAUUAAUCACGAUCUGGAAUGGCGACGAGAUGGAAGAGAUGGAAGGGAAGAAGGAGAAUGUCUCAGUUGAUGCAGUUCCGGUUCUGGACUCUCAAAAUGAAAUUGACCUUGAAGCCAUGGCACCAGAGCCCAGAUCAAUCGUCCUAUGGAGUCCAACUAUGGUUGCUGGGACAUUGACACUGAUGUGUUCAGCGCUCGGGUUGGGGUUUCGGUCUCUAGCCCUGGAGAUUGCGGUAGAUGGCACAUAUCUCCGCUUGGCUCUACUUGCUUUGUUGCCUGUUAUUUUUUUCAUGGGACUGUUUAUGAUGCAAAGUGUUAUGGGAUGUUUUAUGCAAAUGUUCGGCCCAGUUAACCAGAUGAUGAGCAAUUCCAAAGCAUACUCCGGCAAGCCACCUCCUCGGAUACAAAGCGGUACCCUGCCACAUAUCACAAUUCAGAUGCCAGUAUACAAGGAAGGCCUCGCUGCCGUCAUCCGACCGACUGUGCUUUCUCUCAAGGCUGCCAUUUCUACGUAUGAGCUACAGGGAGGCACUGCCAACAUCUUCGUUAACGAUGAUGGUCUCCAACUCCUCCCUGAGGAUAAGGUGAACGAACGUUGCGAAUUCUAUGCAGAGCAUAACAUCGGCUGGGUCGCUCGCCCGAAACAUAAUCCUCCACCCAAAAAGUCGAAGAAUGAUGACACACCAAUCGACGAGUCCACCCUUUUCGUGCGCAAGGGAAAGUUCAAGAAAGCUUCAAAUAUGAACUUUGCUCUCAUGGUGAGCAACAAAGUCGAAGAUAAGCUUCUAGCCCUCCCACGAACUCCGGUCUGGUCUCAGAAAGACGAAGACGCUGCUUAUCAGAAAUGCCUCGCCGAAGUCCUCGAUGAACUGAAUGGCAGAGCAUGGGCGAAGGGAAAUAUUCGUGUUGGAGAUUACGUCUUACUCAUUGAUUCGGAUACUCGCGUACCUACGGACUGUCUUCUUGAUGCUGCCAGCGAGAUGGAGGCGUCACCGGAAGUCGCUAUUCUGCAGUAUUCCUCGGGCGUCAUGCAAGUCACAGAUACUUUCUUCGAGAAUGGAAUUACCUUCUUUACAAACUUGAUCUACACCAUGAUCCGCUUCGCCGUAUCGAGCGGAGACGUCUGCCCGUUCGUCGGUCACAAUGCCAUUCUCCGUUGGUCCGCUCUACAACAGGUCUCAUACGAAGAUGAAGACGGAUACGAAAAGUUUUGGUCCGAGUCCCAUGUAUCUGAAGACUUCGACAUGGCCCUGCGGCUCCAAUGCUUUGGAUAUAGCAUUCGCCUCGGUGCUUACCACGGCGACGGGUUCAGAGAAGGCGUUUCACUAACUGUAUACGACGAGCUUGCCCGUUGGGAAAAGUACGCUUAUGGCUGUAACGAGCUCUUAUUUCAUCCGCUUCGAUUCUGGAUUCUACGUGGACCCUUCACGCCUUUAUUUAAGAAAUUUAUUGGGUCGAACAUGGCGAUUGGAGCGAAGCUUACUAUUCUAGCGUAUAUUGGGACUUAUUACGCUAUUGGUGCAGCUUGGGUCAUGACCCUUGCAAAUUACUUCAUCUCCGGAUGGUUUGUUGGACAUGUAGACAAGUUCUACAUUGGGUCAUUCCAGGUUUAUUUCUCGAUUAUAGCAGUGUUCACGGUCCUGGGUAACGUCGCACUUGCAGUGCUGCGGUAUCGAACUUCUGAAAAGGCUCUGUUGCCAUCACUUUUCGAGAACACGAAAUGGAUCCUCCUCCUCACUAUUUUCCUCGGCGGCAUCUCCUUGCACGUCUCACAAGCGCUCCUCUCACACAUGUUCGAGAUCGAUAUGUCGUGGGGCGCAACCUCCAAAGAAGUCGAAAACACCACCUUCUUCGAAGAACUUCCUCGCCUCCUUAAGAGAUUCAAGUUCACCUUCAUCUUCUGCUUUGCGAUGAUUGGUCUUAUGAUCGCUGGUGCGGUCGCUUUCCCGGUGUUUUGGACAAUUACGACAUUCAAUGCGAUAUAUCCGUUGGCUGCAGUGGUUUUUAGCCACUUGUUAUUGCCUAUUGCGUUGAACCCAGCAUUGAUGAUGUUUAGUUGGUGA